AUGGAUCCUUUCAGCUUCUUCAUUCUCAUCUCAGUCCAAGACCCAAGUCCAGGCGAAAGUCGCAUGGCCUUCCAUUUUAUGUGUUAUUUGCAGUUGAGACUUGUGGCUGAGAGCUUAACCCAGCGGACAGAACUUAGUUUCCAUUUUACACGGAAACCAGAGAGUUCCAUCCAUGAGCCAAGAUUCGACGAUGUCAUGCGAGCGUACGACUUGGAGGUCACCAAUAUCAUGUACACCGAAUUCGAGGAAAUGCUUACACUUUAUGUGUUUGCGGCUGGAUAUGAUUGGACUGCGCACAAGCAAGAGACUCUGAAGAUAUGCGAGUAA
Molecule: messenger RNA, 327 nt
Organism: Fusarium subglutinans
Lineage: Eukaryota; Fungi; Ascomycota; Sordariomycetes; Hypocreales; Nectriaceae
Exons: 1
Coding region: 1-327 (108 amino acids)
Source: RefSeq, a predicted model, not a curated record